Molecule: messenger RNA, 11274 nt
Organism: Paramuricea clavata
Lineage: Eukaryota; Metazoa; Cnidaria; Anthozoa; Malacalcyonacea; Plexauridae
Source: the annotation of a GenBank genome assembly
AUGACGUUUUCUUGUUUAGGUUCGUUCAUCGGUGCUUUUAUUCUUGCUGCAAUAUUGUGUGUUAUCUCUCUUAUACGUUUCAUGGAAAAUCAUAAGUAAGAGUUAUUUUCCUCGAGCUCGGAAACUAAGUGAGCCGCGCAGCGCCAAAGUGACUAAAUGACUUAUAGUGACUUGGGAUCAUGGGAUGAUAGAUGCUCUUACACGACGCGUUCAGUUGAUGGUAGAUUUUCAUGUGGUAGAUGUUCAUGUUCAAUUGGCAUAAAAUUUGCCAAAAGAAGAUAGCUCGUAUAAACCAGGCUUUAUAAACACCAUUGAACCUUUCGGGUUUUCCUUUGAUAAUUUUACGGUUCUUUUUGCUUUUUUCACUAGGAAUAACAUGCUAAGGAUGUUCAAAGGAGAUAAAUCUUUUAUUCCUAAGUUUAUGAGUGUGUCACAGUUUAUGAUUGUAAGUCGAACGAUUUACCGAUAUAUCUCCGUUUUAUUUUCAUUAUUUAAUUUUCAACAUAGACUUACGUCUUCGUUGUUCUCCAAGAUGUAAAGAUUGUUUGUUAGACUCUGCGUGGCCAUUUUCUGUCGUACACACAAGUUUGUGCAAUGCUGUCGAGACAACAGUACUCUUAAAAUUUGUUGGGUUUUUUUUUCAAAUCUUGUCAACAAUUGGAAAUGUUGAUUCGUGCUAGUCGACAAGUUGUUUAACGGUCUUUAACGAGUCGACAAAUAAAAAUGUUGAACAAACUAUUAGACCUGCAGUAUAAUAGUUUUGUUUGUGAAAACACCACGUAAAUUUAUUACUGCAAAGCUUUCGAUCCGUAAGCCCGGAUCUUCAUCACUGCUAAUAAUAUGACAUAUGAUUAGCACUGAUGAAGAUCCAGGCUUACGGAUCGAAAGCUUUGCAGUAAUAAAUUUACGUGGUGUUUCCGCAAACAAAAAUGUAUACAUUUUAUCGCCAUGCAAUCACACAAAGAACUUAUUGAUUAGACAGUAUUUGGCAUGUAUGCAGGGAAUACAAGCAUUUUAGUUUACUACCGUUUUUUUCGGAAGAAGGUUGUAAAUAAACGAGUUUUAGAUGGAGAACAGUACCUCACUUCCGUCAAAACCUGCGCUGGGCUCCCACUAGUGGGGGACUCCGGUAAAGUUCUUGAUUGUGUCAUAACAACAUUUCCAGCAUUCAGAUAUAACCGUUCUUAAACUGGUUUUUAAUGGCGUGUUGAAGAAUAUACAACGAUCAAGUGCUUCCUUUUACAGUUAAUUAUUCACAUUCACCAUAAUUUCUUCAAAGCAUAUAGUGACAAAUUUCGUUACGGAAGUUUCAAAACUCAAUUGAAGAUUGACGUUUUACUACCGUACACCGGUGGUAGAAAAUUGUUGUAUAAAUCCCCGGUAAAUAAAACAUGGCAGUGACUAUAGUUAAAUGUACCUGACCUGAAUAUCUUUCGUUUUUAUUAGGGAAACGGAUUGAGAUAUCACAGUUUCCAGAUUGCCUACUUUAUGUGGGGUAGGUGUUUGUUGGUUAAGCUAAAUGUGUCGCUAUUGGGUCGUCACCAACUUAUAUGAACGGCCGGGGGGAGGGGUGGCACCGAAGACAGAUGCUUUUAUGAGAUGUAAUUAUGAAUUUCACAAUCGGGUUUUUGGAAGCAGAGUAGCGGACUCACUAAUGGUCGUUAAACACCAUUAUUAGCAACGCAGUGAUCAAUCACAGGCUUUGUUUGCAAACGACGUGUUUAUAAAUUUUAUAAUAGAUGUGAACUUGGUCCAAACAACUUUUCAACCACAAAAAGUAUUGGUUAAGUCAACAUUCUUAAGAAGCCCCAGCUCUUCUUUCAAAUUUAUUCUCAAAGUGCAUAUAAUAUUACAAGCCUGGUUUCCAAACUGUGUCGUAAAAGUCGUAGAGAUUUACCAUACUGUUGCGAAACGUUUACGCACCGUCUGGAAAGCAUGCUAUAAAGCGAAAAUGUUAUUGUCUUGAAGCAAAAAAAACUCUUAAAUCUGUAAUAAGUUAUUUUGAAUAUUGUUGUUUCCAAUGCUUCAUUGUUGAGAUGUCAGUCGACUUGUAUGAUAUUAAAAUGAGAUAAUAUGGCUUUAGUUUAAUUUUCUAGGCUACCUAUUGCUCGUGUUGCUGUUUUUUGUUUUCUUGUUUUGUCUUUACUUACUGACAUUUCCCGAGAUUCGAGAUUGGGUUAGGAGCUGGGCUGAAGGAGGAGGGUAAGUGUUCAUCAUUACCUAUUAUUAUUAUUAGAAUUAAAUUAUUAUUAUUAUUAUAUAUGUUGUUGGACGAAUUUGUUUGUAAAGUCCGGAUCAAAAUCUCGGGACGAAAAAUUUCCGACCAUCGAUGAAUACUUUUCAUAUGACGGGUUUUGCAAGCGCUCUAGUAGCAACUUGCAUGUUAGAUUAAUUUUUAGUCUAGGCAAAAAAAGUAAAUUCCCGUAAUUAAAAGAACUUAUUAAAAUUAGGCCAAAAAAAAUAUGUGGGUUUCCGGUUUCUUCUUAUAAAAACUUAGGUAGGGUAGGUCGGUUUUAACUUUUUUUUUAAACUUUUUUUAAUUUUCCGAACAACCGGACGCCAUUUUGUUUAGUCGGUGCUUCCACAUCCAAAGAUAAAUUUCCCUAAUAUUGCCUCAAAUUUCAAUUUUCCACAAACUUUUUCCUCUAAGUGGAUACACUUACAAGCAUGAUCCAAUAAAAAGUUUAGGGUCGGGAUUUCGACGUCCAAAAGCUAGGUAGGGUCGGGAAACCGGAAACCCACAUAUUUUUUUUUUGGUCUUAGUAAAAUUGCAAAAUUUGGUUACGAAAUGUUGUAAAAUACGGAAAGUAUAGCCUUGCAAAGUUUGCAUAUUUUCAGUAUUUUUGUAUCACGUGCGGAAAUUGUUACCAUUUUGGAGCCGAAAAUGGUAACAUUUUCCGCACGUAACACAAACGUACUGAAAAUUUGCAAAUUUUGCAAGACUAUCUUUUCCAAGCUUUACAUCAUUUCGCAACCAAAUUUUGCAAUUUUGCUAAUUUCAUUAUGUUCUUUUUAGCUGUUGUGUUUGAUUCCCUUCUUUUUACUUAGAUUAAAAUUUAGUCUAACAUGCAAGUUGUCCAUUAUACUAGUUACUGUAGCUAGUGCAUGGAUUGAAAACUGAAUAUGGAACGCACGGAAAUCGGCAAGUACAAAACGCAGGUUGCAGGUUGGAAUUUCGCAGGUUGGGAAUUUUGCAGGUUGGAAUUUCGCAGGUUGGGAAUUUUGCAGGUUGGAAUUUUGCAGGUUGGGGAUUUUGCAGGUUGGAAUUUUGCAGGUUGCCAGGAAUUUUGCAGGUCGAUGAUGGAAACUUAAAAUUACACCACUAUAAAGUAUAGUAUAAUUUAAUUGUGUACUUUAAUCGGCGCUUUUGAUAUCAGCCUAUCCUGCUACCAUGUUCCUAGCUUCUGCUCAAAGGAGUGGCCAUCACCUUUGUGGAAACAUUCAAAAUGACCAGAUUGGCUUGGACCUUCAGGGGGACGGAUGCUUCGAUUGUUGUGAGGAGCCUGCAUGACGUGGUGGCUAGGAACCUGGCAACAGGGUAGGCUGAAUAGUUAUCAAAAGGGCCGACAAGGAGUCAGACUGCAAUAAAUGCACAACUAAGUUAUACUAGAAUACUAAAACAGUGGUGUAAUUUUAAGUUUGCAUCAUCAACCUGCAAAGUUCCUGGCAACCUGCAAAAUUCCAACCUGCAAAAUUCCAACCUGCAAAAUUCCCAACCUGCAAAAUUCCAGCCUGCAAAAUUCCCAACCUGCAAAAUUCCAACCUGCAACCUGCAACCUGCGUUUUGUACCUGCCGGCACGGAAAUAUUACUCCCGCUGCCUAAAAACGCGCGAGUUGUUGCAGAUCUGCAAACAAGUUGUCACAAGGUUGCUGUCGAGCCGAUAUUAGGAUAUUAUCGCACUGUGCUUGUUCCCAGUUGUUGUGACAAAUCUGGAACAAGUUGUUAUUACUUUGUUAAAAGUUGCAACAAGGCUACUACAUGCUGUUCGUCACAAGCAAUGGCGCGUAACUGGCGGUGUCUGGGUGUCCAGAGACGGGGGGGGGGGGGCUCUCAUGCCUGGGGGUUCCCCGGCAAAAAUGACCAUAAACAUUUUGCUAAUACAUUUGGUAAAUUGGCCCGAGCGUCAGUUAUAGAGGGCCAGAAAAUUUGCAACGGGUGGCCCCCAAAAGUAGUUUGGAUUCCAUUUUUUAGUGGACAUGACAGGAAAAAGUUUUUGUGACUUGACCUCCUUUUUUUAGAGGAAUAUGGUUCGAAAACUUAUUCCCCCCCCCCUUGCACGAGCUUGUUGUCAUCAACUUGUUAGUAAUUUGUUGGAACAACUUGUUGCGAGUCUGUUGGCUUCAUCAACUUUGUUACAAGGUGUGUACAACUUUGGUACAACUUUGGUACAACUUUGGUACAAGGAUAACAACUUGUGCCAGACUUGUCAACAAUUGGGAACAAGCAGUGCGAAUACAUCUUGUCAACAAGCUCUGAGAUUUUUAUGCGUGCAUGCGAGACGUCACGGUAAGCAAGAUUAGGUAUGUAGGCCCCAAACUCUAAAUCGUAUUUAUCUCAGAUAAUUCUGCAUGUCAACAUUUUAUUUAGCGUUCUCUUGGCCGUGGCUUUUCUUACUCGCUUAUCUUUGCCAAUAACUGCAAUGACGAUAUUUCGUGAUCGCAACUAUUCUAAAGACGUCAUAUCUAUAAAUAACAGGUAUGUGUAACGUUGCAUCCGAAGGGUCACUGGGUAGAAUGCUGGAUUUGAAGGGUGUAUUACUCCAAAAGAUCUCGUAUACCUAGAGAAAAAUCCUUAAAAAAUUUCAACAAUCCCUUUAUCCAAAUAGUCUCUAAAAAUCCCACUGAUUUUUACACCGAACGGAGCGAUAAACCCCUCAGUAUCCAUUAUAGACUGUUGAAAUUACCUUCUGUAAAACAUCGAAUUUUUUCCAGAAACGUCUACUUGGUGUUCUCGUACUUCUGGUUUUUCUUGGGACUUCCCAUGGGUGUCUUCUCCGCUAUGUUUCGAAUCUUGAAGACAAUGGCUGUGGGAGCCCUGAUGUUACCAAGAAUUGAUCAUAGCUUAAUGCCCGAUGGUUUUCAACGGCUUGAUCGAGGUAACGAACUUGUUUUAAAGGACUGGGGCGGUAAUAGUGAUAUAUUCAACCUGGGCAAGAGUGCCUUAAAAUGUGUGAAAUACGGAUAUGGUUCCGCAAUGAAAUUUUAAUGCUAAAAUUGAACCUGGGUUAGAAUCAAUGAAAGGUCAAGUUUAGAGAACUUAAAAAACUUGGAUAACUAUGACGCGCGAAAGCGGACAAAAUUACUUUUCCGAAAUAUAUAUGACGUCAAUAUCAAAUAUAAAACAACAAUACAAAUAUAGUAGGAAUUGCCGUAUAUAUAUGUGUGCUAAUUCUUUAAUAUAAAACAUGUGCUUAAAUAUAUAUAUCAUCGUUUUUAAAUAUAAACAAUGUUGCCGAUUAUUUAACGUCUUCUCUCAUAUAUAUAAACAGUAUUGGAAUAUAUAAAUCACAUCACAUAUAUAAACUAGAGGGCACUCAGAGACUGCAUACCUCCGCCCGUUACUCGGAAGUGAAAGGCAACCUUGGAAUUUCCUAAGAAAUCCACUUUACAAUUCUUAAGCAUAAAAGAUUUCAGGCCCCCGCGAAUUGAAAUCGAAUUGCUAAUAGAACAUAUUACUGUUGUUGUGCUGUACAGUACUUGUAAAAUAAAAACUUAUUAAUUUAAGUGUCAUUAAAUAAAUGCAUAAAUUUUGCUUUAUGCACUCGCGCGUGCAGUAAUUUUCACAGUUGUGCUAUUUUAAAUUCUCAGGCAGCUAAAAUCUUUUGUCUUUAAAACAAUGUCGAUUUCUUGGGAAAUUCCGAGGUUGCGUUCUUUUUAUACACCCUGUAUUGAAGUAAUCUAAUGUUGUUAAAUGUUGUUAGAAUUUGAAUGGACUGGCACUUUGCUGAACGUAAUAAUGCGUAACUCCGUAAGCCUUGUUUUAGACAUUGAAUUUCGGUCGCGUGAAAUGCAACUAAGACAAUAGAUAAUGAAGGCCGAAGCUUAAUGAGGUUUAUCAUCUCAUUAUUGUCUUAGCACUGAGUGCAUAAAUUAUACACGUCCUAAUUACGCAUUCGGUAAUAUUUUUUGUUAAUUGACCGGGAAAAGCAAGACAAAAUUUUGUUCAUUUCUCGUUCAAUUUUUAACCAAAUUCAACCAAAUUUUAAUCAGUUCUUCCUUAGCCGAUGGGAAAUGCAUUCAAAAAAUUUCGUACGGAUAUGUUUGGUAUUUCUUGAGUUAUCGUGCUCACAGACAAACACACACACAUACACACACACACACACACACACAUACACACACACAUACACACACACACACACACAUACAAACCCAGAUGAUUACAUAACCUCCUGGCGGAGGUAACAAUGUUCCCAUAUAUAAAUCACCUCGCAUGCCAAAUAUAUAAAGGGUGGUUACAAAGCGUUCGCUUUAACCGAAUUAUAUGAAGUACUGCUUAAACCAAUAAACAACGUCUUUUCACUCGACGUUGAGUUUGAGUGGUCAUGGCUGACAAGCAUAUGCGCAUUUUGGCAAAUUUAAUAAAAGCAGUUACCAUGCAAUGUUGCUAAUCGUGGCACAUCACAGGAAUCGAAUAGCGAGGGAACUUAGUUAGGUUAGUGUUGAAGAAACAACAAAGCGGUUGUGUCCAUCAACAGUGUCAGAGGGCUGUCAAGGUGCAAACGCCACAAAAUAUUAUUGAGAUGGAUGGCUAUGGGAAAAAUAUUUGUAAUAUUUUCGAAUUAAAUAAGAUUUUCAUUCCUUUCUUGUUCCACGGCGCGCUCUUCUAGCACUGUAUUUUUUUUGCGUUUGCACCUUGGCCACCCUCUGUUGAUGGAAACAACCGCUUUAUUGUUUCUUCAACACUAACCGAACUAUUUCCCUCGCUAUUCGUUUCCUGUGAUGCGCCACGAUCAGCAACACUGGUAACUGCUUUUAUCCAAAUUUAGCCAAAAUUUGCAUAUGCUUGUCAGCCAUGACCACUUAAUUUCAACGUCGAAUGAAAAGACGCCUGCACUUUAUACAAGACGUUGUUUAUUGGUUUAAGCAGUACUUCAUAUAAUUCGGUUAAAGCGAACGCUUUGUAACCACGCUUUAUAUAUUUGGCAUGCGAGGUGAUUUAUAUAUGGGAACAUUGUUUAUAUAUGUGAUGUGAUUUAUAUAUUCCAAUACUGUUUAUAUAUAUGAGAGAAGACGUUAAAUAAUCGGCAACAUUGUUUAUAUUUAAAAACGAUGAUAUAUAUAUUUAAGAACAUGUUUUAUAUUAAAGAAUCAGCACACAUAUAUAUUCGGCAAUUCCUGUUAUAUUUGUAUUGUUGUUUUAUAUUUGAUAUUGACGUCAUAUAUAUUUCGGAAAAGUAAUUUUGUCCGGUUUCGCGCGUCAUAGAUAACGUUACUAUCGACACUACUAAGGGGACAAAUUACUUCCUCGAGAUUUUCACGCGCGGGAUAACGUGAUGACCUUUCUAAGGAAUCCCGCGAACGCUUUUGAAUCUCAACGGAGCUCGUAAUGAGUAGUGAACGGUAAACCCAGAGUGCGAAAAAGCACUGUUUUGGAACUUCAAAUUAAGAUAAAGGAAAAUAGUUUCGUACAAAUUUUACACCUUAGUGUGCCCGCCUUCAGACAUUACCGAGUAAGUAUUUUAGUAUAUAAUAAUUUUGUUUGUGGAAAUACCACGUAAAUUUAUUGCUGCAAAGCUUUCGAUCCGUAAGCCCGGAUCGUCAUCAGUGCUAAUAAUAUGUGACUUGUUCAAUUCUCACGCUCUUUUAUAUACAAAAGUGUCGUGAUCACAUUGAACAAGUCGCAUAUUAAGCCUAGUUUCCAUUUGGUCGUUAGUUGUCGCUGGCACGACAAGCGGUAGAUGUGAAAUAGUCUAAUAUAAUAAUAGUCUUUUGUGUGUUAUAUGCAAAUCAGUCUUAAUGAUUGCAGAGUUUUAUAAAGUUUUGUUGACACUCUAUUACAUCAGCCAAUUGUCGUGCCAGCGACAACUAACGACCAAAUGGAAACUAGGCUUUAGCACUGAUGAAGAUCCAGGCCCACGGAUCGAAAGCUUUGCAGGAAUAAAUUUACGUGGUGUUUCCACAAACAAAACUAUUAUAUGCUUUAUCGCCAUGCAAACAUACAAAGAACUUAUUUUAUGAAGCAAUGUGUCAGUUCAAGGUUGUUGUCAACUCUACUACUUUCACAUUAUGAAACAUAGUAAAAAAUAUUACCUUUAAGGAGCUCUAAAGAUAAUUUUCUCGAUAAAAGCGCCAUUUCCAGUGCCAAAUCAGUGGUCAUGAUUUGGCCGCUGGUGUAGCCCAAAGUGCGUAACACACAACUGUAAAACUAUAAUUUUACCUUUUAAUUAUAGGCUGCUGUCUUUUUGGCUAACGUUUUUUGUCUCUUUGAAAGGUUUCAAUGCGUACAUCUGUUAUCUUCACGUACAAACAGCUUAUAGAAACCCAGUCCUUCGAGUUUUCUGUCAAAUAUUGAGCGAUGAAACACGUAAGUAUUGGCAAUUUACAGUAUAGUAAUGUUGAUGGCAAAUCUUGUAUUUGAUUUUCGUGCUUUAUAUUAGUAAUUGGGUAUUAUUAUAAGUAAACUUGUUCAAAUUAACUCGAAUUUCUUCUUUCACAAAUUGUCAAAUGCGGCUAUCGUUACUUCCAGAAAUGAGACAAAGAGCUCGAUAGCAUGCAACGAUGCAUGGCCGCAAAAGACAUGAAACGCGCAAACGAUAGACUAUAGCAUUGAACGUUUUUGGUUUUUCCUAUGUUCAACUUUAUCUGUCUUUGCCUGUCAAAAGCAGACAUUGACAGUACUUUUAGUUCUUACCUUAUCCCAUACUUGUUUCAUAUAUUUUGUUGUAUUUGCUGUAGUUUUCUGCAUAUUUGUAUUAAUAUAUUCUGUAGUGUGGUUUUACAUUUUUUGUUUAUACUUUGUUUUGACUAAAUCGGUUUUGUCACGUGAUCGCUUUUAUACCCUUUGUAUAAAAGCUCAUGUAAUUUUCCCGACCCCCGCUACUAACUCCAGACGAAGGGCCUUCGCUCGAAACGUCGAAAUUCUCCCUAUAUUUUUCAGGUAGUUGCGUCGCUACCAACGAAAGCUUGUUAAUUUUUCUAAAACCUGCGCAUGCGAACACAGCGCCAUAUUGUUUUGGUCGUUACACAUUUCGUAUUCGUAUUUCCACGGCAUGACAUCAUAACGUUGAAUAUGAUUUUCUCAUUUUCAAGUCUAUGACGUCUCGUCGUUGAAUAUUAUGUUAAAAAACCCAUAUUUGGUCUGCUAUUGCGUAAAUUUCACAGUUGGCUGUUAGACAAUCGGAAAAUAUGAAUCUUUUAAAUAAAUAAAUAAUACUUUAUAUUGUAUCAUAGGACACAACAGGGAACGAAAAUGGACAUAUUCAGCUCAAGCUCGUGCCAGAUGGUUCCUUGCCCUUACCUUGAUCCGCAACCCACAGCUAGCGUCGAACCGUAAACUUGGUGGUUUUAAAGCAGGAAAAGCACCUCAACCUAAUCAAGGUGGUUGUGUCGAACAUGGCGACGUCAAAAUUGAAGUUGGUCGGUAUGGAUUAAUGCAAGAUAAGUGAAUGAUAUACAGCAGUACAGUAAAAACCCACAUAAAAGAACCAAUGUACCAGUUUUACAUCAGGCUGAAGUUCUUUCAUAAUAGUAGCCUGCGCGCAUUCUCAUGACAUCUAUCAAACGAUGCAUGUAAGAGGCUGCGCAACAAUGAAGCAAAGCUUGCCCCAAAUUUAUCCAGAUUUUCCGGGGGGGAAAUUUUUGCAAGUAAAUUAGUACGUUAAUUAUGCGGAAACGUUCAUAUGUCAAUGUCAACAUGGCGCUUUUCAAGGAAUGCGGGGUAGACUAAGGUUCCACCCACAGGUUUUUAGAAACAAUUAACACUGGCUUGCUUUUUUCUACCAGUGAAUAUUGGCGGGAUUUAUACAUGCGACGCAUCAUGUAGAAAUAUUUGUUUGUAUUUAUUUUCGUAACGACUUAACGCUUGUCUGAAGACAUGCAGUGUCUCAAUUCUGUUUCAGAACAAACCUCAAAAAUAUGAAAUACCAGUUUCAUAGUAUGAAUAAUAUAAAACUGGUUUUUCGUAUCUCUGAGGAUGGUUCUGAAAUAGAACUGAAACACUGCGCGUCCUCUAAGACAAGCGUGAAAAUAGUUCGUGCACUUAAAUUGGAUAAGAUUUGCUACCAAUUCCCGUUCACUCGAUAGCUCAAUGGGUAGAGCGGCUAUCUAGAUACCCGAAGAUGCGAGUUCAAAUCCCGCUCGAGCCAACGAAUUUUUCGUUGGUCUACUGCAGUGUCAAUAAUAUGAAACUGAUUUUUUGUAUCUCUGAGGACGGUUCUGAAAUAGAGUAUUCUCGUCGAGUACCAAACAACAGAUUUACGCUUUGCAUUUGCAAUGGUAAUCAAGUAUGUUCUUAACAAUAUCUGCCCUAUAAGAAGAUGCAUUCAAAAGGUUUUUUAAGAACUAAUCUUAGUUACCAACCUAAUUUAAGUGGUUCUUGUAUGUCCUUGCAUGGGCGUUUAAUUGCCUAAAUUUCAGGCCGGUUUUUAUAAGACUCGCUGGUUCUUAACUCACGGGCUUUUACUGUAAGCUUGGUUUGCCUUUUUCUCUUUAUACUUUUUAUGUAGUUUGUAUUUGAAUAUGAGUGAAAGUCCUUACUGAAAGACAAAUGGAUAAAUUCUUAUCCUAAGGAAAUCUUGACUUUCUGAACAUGUUGAUAUUUUUGUAAACGAGAUACUUUUCUAUUAUAGCAUAAAAUGUGCAACUAGUUUGUCCACUUUUAGUUUCAAGUACGGGGACGCAGUAGGGAUAGCUAAAUACCUAUAUUUGCAUGUGUAACGAGCUGGGGGAUCUGUUACCACCCAAGCGAGUGACAGCACAAACGUUUGAGAAACAAAAGCUUAAUUAAAGAAAAUUUAAAAUGACCAAAUAAGGUACCUUACCCAAACUACCUUAGGUCUGUUUUAUACGUUGCACUAUCGUCGAAUUUAAUUCAGAACGAAUUAAACUCGUCCGUUGCACUGUAGUCUGAUGAAUUAAACUCGUCCAAGACGUUGUAUCCGUCAUGGUCAGACGGAUACAACGUCUGUAGUACGUCUUCGUUUCAUACGACGUCUUACUGAUCGUGUCGAAUUAAAUGCAUAAAUUACGUUUAAAGUCUGUUUCUGUCUUUCUGAUCUCUUGGUUUUUAUUUCUGGGUAAUCCAUGAUCGCUAGUCAUGAAAUGAAUUAGUCUGA